AUGUUCUCCUUCAACUACUUCAUGGCAAUCACGACAACCGCCGGCUCUCCUCUCGAUCCUCCUCGCACCUUUCCUCCGGCCCAGCCCCUACCCCUCAUCGGUCCGCUCCUCCUGCAACUUGCAACAUCUCAUUCGCUGCCGCGUGUCCGUGAAGCCGAACAUGGCAGGCGUCGGAUAGUGAGGGAGAUUCAGGCGGCGCAAACGAAAGGACGGGAACGACAGCGAGUCGAGCCGCCGCCUACCGAGACCGACGGCCGCAGCGGGCGGUAUGCACGGAGCUGCAAGAAGUGCCCGUCGACACCGAGCGGAGGACGACCACCAAAGCCUGAGCGAACCCAUCACUGCUCAGUUUGCCAGACCUGCAUCCUCAAGUUCGACCAUCACUGCCCCUGGAUCAAGGGUUGCGUUGGCUUGCACAACGAGCGCUACUUCGUGCUCUUCCUGUGCUACUUCUCCGUCGCCUGCUUGACAGCAGCAGCUUUGGGCUUCGGGAUUGCCAAGCGCUGCUUUCAGAUGUCCUUCACCAUGAACGCAGAAUGGAACCACCGCUCUCCUCGCCUCCUUGUGCUGCUGAUGGAGGUUCUCGCCUGUGUCAUGGGGCUAGCCGUUUCGUUCAUGUGCGCAAGUCAACUUCUCCUUGUCGCUCGCAACCAGACGAACGUCGAAGCCAAUGACAAUGACUGGUACCGCAAGGUCGCCAUCUCUCGCGGCCGGACGUUCCGCAACCCGUACGACCUUGGCUGGCGACAGAACUUUCGCGAGUUCUUCAACGUUGGACCUGCAAAUGAGGGACGAUAUCCUUGGGUCACCCUCUUCCUCCCUGUCGCCAUCCCGCCCGCGAGCGACGGCUGGACGUGGCGGAAACGGAAGAACUGGCGCGAGUAUGCGAUGGAGUUCGAGGACGAGCUGACGGACGAGGAGGAGGCGAGCGAGGGCGAAGAGUUCUGA
Messenger RNA from Rhodotorula toruloides NP11, 948 nucleotides. Its product is annotated as vacuole protein, palmitoyltransferase domain containing. Lineage: Eukaryota; Fungi; Basidiomycota; Microbotryomycetes; Sporidiobolales; Sporidiobolaceae. The transcript is spliced from 7 exons. The record is from RefSeq and is a predicted model, not a curated record. Gene Ontology annotation, molecular function: palmitoyltransferase activity. Bases 1 to 948 code for a protein of 315 amino acids.